Molecule: messenger RNA, 318 nt
Organism: Symbiodinium pilosum
Lineage: Eukaryota; Dinophyceae; Suessiales; Symbiodiniaceae
Source: the annotation of a GenBank genome assembly
GAGCAGGUGGCCCAGCUUCGCCUGGAGAAUGCCCACUUGACGAAGGAGCUGCAAAAAGCUGGUCGAGUGCAGGGCGAUGAGCACGUGCUGGAGGCGUCUCCCCACCUGGCCGGCUCAGCAGGAAGGUCAUUGCUGGCAGCAUCCAAGGCUAAAGAGCCGCGAGGAGGUGGCGAUGAAGGCGCAGAUAAAUCAGUGCCGACGGAGACAGGCGGCCCACAACCAGCAGGAGAGGAGGCAGAGGCUCCGCCAGAUUUAGGCCCAGCGUCUGCAGACUGCCAGCAGCUGGAGUCUGGAGAUUCGCAGUCCGGCGAGGACAAG